AUGUCGGUGGUUGUUGCAGCUGAACGUCGCAGCGCCCUCGCCGCUCCGCCGCGCAUCGUCAGUCAUUACACGCCGCGUCCCCUCAGUACCCGGUGUCGGGUACCUUGUACCCGGUGCCCGGUAGCGCUGACCCUUCGAGUAGGGUCGGAGGGUGAAAUGGGAUUCUGCGGCGGGUCCCUCCUACACAGGCAGUGGGUGAUCACCGCUGCGCAUUGCUGCUUCCAUGGCGACCAGCAAGUAACGCAUGUACAGGUGGUCCUCGGUGCCCACUCGCUUUACGACCGCUUCGAGAACGGUCGUCGGAUGAUCAACGUGGAGGAGAUCGUGGUACACCCGGACUGGGACGCGAUCACGUUUGCUAACGAUCUCGCGCUCCUCAGACUUGCUAACAUUGCACAGAUGUCGGAUACUAUAGAAACUAUUCGGGUGCCAUAUUUGAAUACAGUGUCCUGGAAUUUCGCCGGCGCCGCCUCCGUCGCGUCCGGGUGGGGUAUUGCUACUGAAGGUGUGACGUUCAUAUCGCCGACACUUCGCGAGAAGCUUCUGAUAGUGCUGGCUGAUGACCUCUGCAAUAACACUUACUCGGAACGCUUACCAGAAAAUAUCAUUUGCGCUUUCGGCGAUGCCUCAGGGACUUGCAAGGGCGACAAUGGUGGUCCAUUGACAAUGAUUUUUAGCCAGACUGGAGAAACUAUUCUGAUCGGGGUGGCUUCGUUCGUCGAGGCGGACGGCUGUAACAACCGCAUGGCGUCAGUCUUCACUCGGCUACAGAGAUACUUGCCCUGGAUCAGUGACACCACUGGCAUCACACUGGAUUGAUCACUGCAUAUUAUAUAGCAAUAUUAAGAACUACUCUUUAUUUAUACUCUCUUUUGUACACUAUAUUAUAAGUUAAGAUAGUUUACAGAAACCAAUUGGCAGCUUGGGUUGUCGACACUACGGAAUAGGCUAGUUGACACUUUUUUUUCAAGACCUGUUAGGUCUUAUUUGUAUAGUUCAUUAUCGUUCUACUAAAUUGAAAAUUUCUUUUUUUUCAUAUUCGUAUUUUUAUUACAAAAAAAAAUUUGGUCAUUAUGACAUCGCUGUAACAAAUCCCUUGCAAAUGGAGCGUUUGACAAAAGUUUGACGUUUAGUAAAACAAGUAAUAUUGUGACGUCACAAAAUGGACAACAGCGUUUUUGACGUUUGGAUUUGAUAAAUUACAUGAUAUUUAAAUUAAAUUUUAUAAGAAACCCUUAACUUUUAUUAAUUAAUAUCGAUAUAUAUCGGACCCUUAUUCCAUGUAGUAUGCAAAUUAAUAGAUAUUGUUUAAAUUAAAUUUGUUUGAGUCAACUACCCUAUUAGAAUAAUUACAGUGAAAUUCGCAAAUUCAUUCAUUUUGGUUCAACUUACUUGCCGGAGUCUAUGCCUAUGUCUUGGUAAGUGUGGUAUGGGUGCAUAUAAUUAAAUUAUGUAAAUUAGUCAAUGUUUUUGGAUCGAACUUGUGAAGUUUAGAUAAAUAUAGGUGCAAUAAAUUUAUUAUCAUUGAUGCCGUAAACCUUAUCAGUUAUCAUUAAGUUAAAUAUUAUUGUUUAAGAUUGCGUUUUAUAUGAAAAUUAAUCUCUGUUUUUUAUAACAAACAUAAAUACUAUAAAAUGAUAACGAAAUGGAACUCUAUGAAAUAAGUUAAUUAUGAGAAUCUUGUUGUCAGCCUCAGUUUAUCCUCAGUCAAAUACAAUGACCAUAGUCUAAUAUUAAACAUCGCUUUAUAACACCGGGAAUGUUUUAUUUACUGAACAUAUCAGUUUUUUUUUAAAUAUUAAUAAAAAAAAAGUGUGUCAGCUCCGACGCACGGAGUUUAUUUUUUCGACUGUCUAAAUGUUGCCCAGCAUACACUUUGUACGUCUCAAUAAGUGAAAGGUGCGCAACCAAGGAGGAGCAGGCAGCGCACGGUGAAAGGUGCGCAGAAUAGGUUGCGCACAAAAAACGUAACGCUGUCAUUCGUUCAUCGAAUUUUACUGUCCAAAUUUUCAACAAACCAAACCGGGGCUAUAUGAAAAAUCGAUUCCUAAGGAGUCAACUCCAAAGACAAUAGUCCAGCGGGAAUAGAACCAUCAACAUCGGUGAUGAGUCCGACUCCUUUACCACUGAGAUAUUGAGGUUUAUAUGUUCAUAUAGAUUAAAAUUAUCAUUCAAUUAUUUUAUUUGGAAAAACGUGUACAAGAUAUCAAGAAGUUACCUAUUGUUUAACUUGCUCUCCAAAGUACGGGUUAACACCCACAAUUAAAGUCCGGCCGCUCACAGAUUGCGUUUUUGACAGGUCGAAUGGGACAAAAAUAUUCAACUAGCGGACGCCCGCGAAUCCGUCCGCUUUGUAGUCAAUGUAAACUUUCCACCCCUAUUUCACCA
This is a messenger RNA of Bicyclus anynana (squinting bush brown), 2388 nucleotides long. RefSeq names its product brachyurin. The record is from RefSeq and is a predicted model, not a curated record. Lineage: Eukaryota; Metazoa; Arthropoda; Insecta; Lepidoptera; Nymphalidae. Gene Ontology annotation, biological process: proteolysis. The transcript has 7 exons. Gene Ontology annotation, molecular function: serine-type endopeptidase activity. Bases 1 to 819 code for a protein of 272 amino acids.